Portunus trituberculatus (swimming crab) is the source of this 1399-nucleotide messenger RNA. RefSeq lists its product as uncharacterized. Lineage: Eukaryota; Metazoa; Arthropoda; Malacostraca; Decapoda; Portunidae. Bases 107 to 598 code for a protein of 163 amino acids. The record is from RefSeq and is a predicted model, not a curated record. The transcript has 4 exons.
CAGCAGGCCUGCCAGUCGUCAGGGUCCCAUUCGUUGCCACACCGAGCCAUCGAGAGUACCCUGCGCCCCACGGUCCAACACCACCACAGCCUCAGCUACGCCUUGUAUGAUUGCGGAGACUGCGAUCCGCCCCCUAGCUUGCCCUGUCUUCCUCUUCGCCCCACCGUUGCACUCCACAAAACACCUACCCCGGCCUUCGGGAGACCUUGGAGACGGAGACAUGGCAUCCAUCCCACAAACACUGCAGCUGACUAAGACUGCACAGAAGCAACAACGUAAUGGAGGGGGGAAUUCUGCUUCCAUCGGCACCUAUUGCGGAAUGGCAGAGACGGACCAGCCAGCUCGGUACAAUAGCAAGCUGAUGAACAGCAUCUGGGGGCGCUACAAUGAACACUCCGUGCAUAACUUCAAGUCUCUGCAAUGCGGUGCGAUGGCUACUGCUUCUGGUGCUGGCGCUCAGAAUGGCCUAGAAGUUGGGCAGGCAAUGAUGCAGCCCCCCUCACCCUCUCUCUGCUCUAGCAGCGCUAUGAAGAGGCGCAUGAGGGAGCUUGGAGAGGCUGUGUCUGCCAACUUCAUGGACAAUCUGAACCAGUACUGAAUGCCAGGAGAUGCCUACACCCCGAGACCAUCCACCGCCACCACCACCACUUCACUUGAUUGACUAAAUUCACACUUUGAAGAGCGAUGUGAGUCAGAAAUUAAUUCCUUAUGAUUUAUAUUACUAGUGAAGCACAGAUAUUAAAUUGUCACUCUUGCAAUUAUGAUAAAUUUCCAAAAGACGAUGAAGGAAAGAUGUGAAUAUAAUCUGAUAAAGUGCAAGUCAGCAUUUCUCACGAGCUUUAUUGUCAUGCACCGAGGAAAGCAAAAUGUUGUGGUCUUCAAAGUAUUCCCAUGUAUAUACCGGCAAAUCAUAUCUAUUGGCAACUGUUGUGACUGCAAAAUUAUAUUGUGGUCUUCACAGUUGGAUGAAGUCUGAAGGCAGACCCUCAUCACACACUCCUGCCUUCUAUUCCCUCAUCAGAUCAGUACCAUACACACACACACACACACCACACACACACAGAAACACACACAGGAGGAGAGGAGUGGCAGUGAGGGUUGGUCACAUGAAGGCUGUAAGACCACAAGCAGGGUGUUAUGUGGGCAUCUGUUUGAAGGAUCAGAGAUAGUUUGGGGAAUCUAAACGUAAUGAAAGUAAGUCCAUCUUGCUGGAAGGAUGAUAACCCACCAAACUGUAUCUGAUUGAAAAUGAAAUCCUCUAUAUGAAACUGGAUAUUCCUAUUCACUAUACAUAUCUUGUUGUACUCAAUGCAAAGUGUCACGUAUACACAAUGUGAUCUGCUAUUUGUAAGAAUGGUGGUUAUUGACUCUUGUAUCCAAAUACACUUGUAAUUAGGUA